Rhodamnia argentea is the source of this 455-nucleotide messenger RNA. Its product is annotated as GDSL esterase/lipase At1g59030-like. Gene Ontology annotation, molecular function: lipase activity. Gene Ontology annotation, biological process: lipid metabolic process. NCBI's taxonomy places the organism in Eukaryota, Viridiplantae, Streptophyta, Magnoliopsida, Myrtales, Myrtaceae. The transcript is spliced from 2 exons. Bases 30 to 455 code for a protein of 141 amino acids. Gene Ontology annotation, cellular component: extracellular region. The record is from RefSeq and is a predicted model, not a curated record.
GGCCGAAUUCCAUUAAAAAAAACAAGGAAAUGCUGACAAUCUUGAGACAGUCUCUGAUUCUCGUCUCUCUAAUCCUGAUGAUGCAAAUCUUCACACCACAAGCCGCCGUGGUGGUGCCGAAAAAUGCAACAAUCACGGCCAUUUUCGCAUUUGGUGACUCCAUAUUGGACACAGGCAACAACAACCACCUCAUUACUCUCGCUAAGAGUAAUUUUCCUCCAUAUGGAAGGGAUUUCAUGGGAGGAGAACCGACCGGAAGGUUCAGCAAUGGCAAGCUUAUUUCGGAUCUCUCUGUUGAACAACUUGGGAUCAAAGGACUGUUGCCCCCAUUUCUUGACCCCACCCUGCAACUUCAAGACCUCAUCGGAGGAGUCAGCUUCGCCUCGGCCAGCACAGGAUAUGAUCUUCUGACAGCAGAACUCACGGUAUACAAAUUUCCCUUCCUUGCAUUGUGA